AUGGCAGGCGGUCAUAUGAAAUACCGCCACCUCAGUCGGUCGUCGUCGCAUCGCCAGGCGCUCCUGCGAAACCUCGUCACAUCGCUCUUCAAGCACGAAACGAUUGCGACAACAUGGCACAAGGCGAAGGAAGCCCAGCGGUUAGCCGAGAAGCUGAUUACCCUGGGAAAGAAGAACACAGAGGCGACACGGCGGAGAGCGACGCAGAUAUUCUACGAACCAAAUGAAAUGGUACCCAAGCUAUUCGGCCCCAUAAGGAAGCGCUACGAAGCAAGACCCGGCGGCUACACUCGAGUUCUCCGCAUUGAGCCCAUGAAAGAAGACCAGGCCGAAUCCGCCAUUCUCGAACUCGUAGACGGACCAAAAGACAUGCGCUUCGCCAUGACCGCAAAAACACUAGCGAGGAGACCAACAAAAUUAGGGUUGAGCCCGGGCAUCACAAUGCACGUCAAGAAGGUCACACAGUUUCGCAAGGAUGGUGUGGAGGGCCUGCGGAAAAUGGUUCAGUCACUGCGGAAACUACAUGCCAAGGGUGUGGAUGAGAGGAUAUUACCUGCGCCUAAGAAGGUAUACCCGGAGACUCAGAUGAAGAGGGAGAUGCACUAUCCCGAGGAGGUUGACAGUGGCAAGUACCCGAACAAGAUUAUGCGAGUCGGAAAGUCAAUGAAAGUGACGUCGAGAGCGAAGCCAAGAGUGAAGCCGAGGGCAAAGGUAGCAGAGGAGAGCAAGAAGCAAGAACACCUGAUCAAAGAGUAGGAUUGUGCCAACAGAUGAAGAAGUGGCUAUCACGAGGCCUCUGUAGUAAAUGUGUAAAUGUACAACAUAUCCAUAUCCAACACUGCAUCAACACGAAUCAAGAGGUUGGCUCUUUACCGCACUACUCACGAUACUCUGCAUGUUUUGCCAGAUUGGAGGGCCAAUCGACAAUUCCUCUCUCACCUGGCUCAAGUGAUUGCUCAUACAUGCGCUCGAGUCAUCAAGGUGACCAAGGUCUCGGAGUUUAGUGUGUGGUAACGAGUAGUGAAGCACUUUCUUAUUUGGUCAAACACCAAGGUGAACACGGUAGUGACUCCAAAAUAAGGCAGAUUAGCAGUCUAUAAGAGGGAACCUAUUUGAGCUUGUCUACUUUCUCCCUCCAUCCACUAUCCACAACCUGUUCGGUAGCCAAUAUGUCGUCAAGCAACCAAGACCAUUGUGAACAG
Molecule: messenger RNA, 1202 nt
Organism: Alternaria alternata
Lineage: Eukaryota; Fungi; Ascomycota; Dothideomycetes; Pleosporales; Pleosporaceae
Product: ribosomal protein L17
Exons: 2
Coding region: 1-756 (251 amino acids)
Biological process (GO): translation
Cellular component (GO): ribosome; mitochondrial large ribosomal subunit
Molecular function (GO): structural constituent of ribosome
Source: RefSeq, a predicted model, not a curated record